This is a messenger RNA of Thalassophryne amazonica, 1409 nucleotides long. RefSeq names its product leucine-rich repeats and transmembrane domains 2a (gene lrtm2a). Lineage: Eukaryota; Metazoa; Chordata; Actinopteri; Batrachoidiformes; Batrachoididae. Gene Ontology annotation, molecular function: protein binding. Gene Ontology annotation, cellular component: membrane. The record is from RefSeq and is a predicted model, not a curated record. The transcript is spliced from 6 exons. Gene Ontology annotation, biological process: regulation of presynapse assembly; positive regulation of synapse assembly; axonogenesis. Bases 110 to 1315 code for a protein of 401 amino acids.
UCUCCUCGGGUGUUUUGGUGAACCUUGGUUGUGACAGUUCCCACCUCAGUGGAGGCUUCAGGCAUGGCGGCGUGACGCCUGACAGAGCAAGGCUGCAGAGCUCUGCAUCAUGCACCUACACGGCCACCCCUCUAGGGGCACCGGCUUGCCCCCAACCAGCGCAACUCGACCCGUUGUCCUGUCCAUCCUCUGCCUGCUGAUGGCGCUCCUGCCUCCGGCGGCCUCCUGCCCUCCUCCUUGCCUCUGCUCUUCGAACAGUCUGGUGGUGGACUGUGGCGGCCGCAGUCUCUCCUCCCUGCCUCCUUUGCACCUCCUGCCUGAAGGGAGUCGCUCCCUCCUGCUAGCCAACAACAAACUAGCCUCGCUGGGAGUCACCUCCUUCGCUAACCUCUCCUCUCUGGAGGUUCUGGACCUAUCUAAUAAUUACCUGGAUAAUUUACCCGGCGGUUCGUUCAGAGAUUUGUCCAACCUGACGAGACUGACUCUGCACAACAACUCUUUAACGAUAAUGGACAAAGACCUCUUCCAGGGUUUGGGGAGUCUCCAGAGUCUGGAUCUUUCUCUGAACGGUUUGUCCUCGGUUCCUCUGGGACUACUGGAUGAGAUGCAGAGCCUCAGGUGGCUGUCUCUAGCGGGUAACAGGCUCCACGGUUUGGAGAGGGCAGCAUUUGAGCCGCUGUCCAACCUUCAGCACCUAGAACUGGGACAUAACCCAUGGGAGUGUGACUGCAACCUCCGAGACUUCAAACACUGGAUGGAAUGGCUGCUGUACAGAGGUGGAGCAGUGGAUGCAGUGGAGUGCACCCUACCCAAGGAUCUGCGUGGGCGAGACAUCCGUGGUGUUCCGGUGGAAAUGUUCAACUACUGUCUCCAACUUGAUGAUGAGAAUGGAGGAGGAGGAGGAGGAGGAGGUGAGGGAUCCCGUUCUGGAUCAGGAGGUGCCAGAUCUCCUCCUUGCAGCAGGAACGCUUUAAACCCUAGCGGUACAACGCUGGUGUCCAACAGCAAUGUUGGUGGCGGCGGUGGCGACGCCUCGUCUGCAAGUGCAGGAGGAGGUGGAGAGGCACCGCCAGACUGUGUCCGUGCCCGUUACCGUCCAGUUAGCGUGCGGCGCGCCAUUGGCACCGUAGUGAUUGCCGGCGUGGUUUGCGGCAUUGUUUGCAUCAUGAUGGUUGCUGCUGCAGCGUACGGCUGCAUCUAUGCCUCGCUGAUGGCGAAGUACCAGAGAGAGCUCAAGAAGAGGCAGCCGUUGAUGGGGGAUGGUGAGACAGACGGGGAGGACAGGGAGGAAAAGCAGAUCUCCUCAGUGGCCUAGGAGCAACGGGACUGAGGAGGGACGUUGUUUCAAAGCAGUAAAAACUGGAAUAGGUGAAAAUUAAAGUAGCUGGAAGAGCUUUUUUUUUAAUUUU